AUGAGUAUUCAAAUUUGUAAUUCCCCGUUCCUUCCAAAGUUCGCACACACUCCUCGCGCCCAAAUCUCAACGAGGUCUACACGAAUCUUCGCUCGCACUGAAUCAAAUUCAUCUGAUCAGCAGCAACAACUCAAUCUCUCCGUUCUUCGCUUCACUUUCGGGAUUCCUGGGUUUGACGAAUCUUACCUACCCAGAUGGAUCGGGUACGGGUUUGGAUCUCUUCUUCUUCUCAACGACUUAUCAGCUUCAGCUCCAAUCACCGAAUCUCAGCUGAGAUCAGAGGCUUUGGGGUUAUCACUAUCUGCAUUUUCCAUAGCUUUACCUUACAUUGGAAAAUUCCUCAAGGGAUCUGAAACAGAGGAGAGAACUCUACCUGAGGAAGGAGAACAGGUUUUUGUGAUAUCAUCAGAAAUUGGAGACUCUUUGAAGGAGGAUUUAGCAUGGGGAACAUAUGUUUUGUUGAGGAAUACAAGUACUGUAGCUGUGAUGAUAUCGGUUAAAGGCGAGCUUUGUGUACGCGGUUACUGGAAUUGUCCAGGUGAGAUGUCAAAGAAUCAACUACAUGAUUGGUUCAAGAGAAAGGUUGAUGAAAACGGCCUGGCUGAUGUGAAGGAGACACUUUAUUUCCCUGAGUAUGGAGGUUCUGAUUUAUCUUGGGAUAUUCUUCCUGAUGGGACACGCUCUCUCUUUGUGCAACCUCUUGUGCAAAAUGUAAAUGAACCGCAAGGGUUUUUGCUGGUGGCUUCUACUGCUGGAUAUGCGUAUAGUGAUAAAGAUAGAGCUUGGAUUGGAGCUAUAGCUGAGAAAUUCAGAGGAUGA
Messenger RNA from Microthlaspi erraticum, 819 nucleotides. The record is from the annotation of a GenBank genome assembly. Lineage: Eukaryota; Viridiplantae; Streptophyta; Magnoliopsida; Brassicales; Brassicaceae.